CGGGCCGAGCCGGGAGCCGCAGGAUCUGUCGGACGCCGGGGGCCCUGGGCUGGCGGCCGGGUUCCAGGUGAAGUCGCGCCGCUGACGGGCCGUGCAGCCGGGGGCCAGUCAGCCCUAGACCUCGGCCCGAGUUUACACAUCUGUGAAAUGGAAGCCUGGCCUGGUGAUCGGUGAGGACCUUCCGCUCUGACGUGGGAUCGCCAGAGGGACCUGCGUACAUUGAAGCUGCCAGAGGGAAAGCACAGUCCCUGGGGAAGUAACUGUGUGGCUCUAAUAGUGAAACCUCACGUCUCAUUGCUGGUUUUGUUGCGCGGACACAGAAUCGAAGUGGAAGACUUUUGAGGCCAACCCAAUGGAUUAGGACAUAUUCUCUGAAAAACAUGAAAACUGAAGGAGUGUAUGAACUGAAAUCAUUGAGUCACGGAAUAACCUUGAAACCCAUGGCCCAAAAUGACCCCACCAGUGGAGACUUUCUUCCGUGAAGACGACCGGAUAGGAGGCUGGGAUGAAUAUGCCACUGCAUCAGAUCUCUGCCAUUCCAUCCCAGGAUGCUACCUCUGCUAGAGUCUACAGAAGUAAGACCAAAGAAAAGGAGAGGGAAGAACAGCAUGAGAAGACUUUGGGACAUUCCAUGAGUCAUUCAAGCGACAUUUCUAAGGCAGGGAGUCCUCCGUCAGCGUCAGCUCCGGCUCCCGUGUCUGCCUUCUCCCGCACUUCCGUCACACCGUCCGCCCAGGACAUCUGCAGUUCCAGUGCAGUGUUUUCUGAGUGUUGUCACCACAGUCCUGUGCAGUCUGCUGUUGUCUUGAAAACUCCUCAAUGCCAGAGUUCUCUGACACAAGGUCUCACUGUGACAGUUAUCUGUAAAGACACAGUACAGGCGUCAAAGAGAAAUUCCUUUGGUUCAGAAUGGGUCCAGGGCUUCAAGCCUGGUAAGAAUACCAAAGCCAGAAGAACACUGAAGUUCUCAAAGUCCCUAAAUGAUGUGGGCGAGAAGGCCCAAGAUACUUUGGAAAGUUUUGACUAUGUGGAAAGAACUUGUUCUGAAGGAAAAUUAAUACUCCCUCAAGAUCCACGGCUCAGAAUUAACAGAUUCCAUCAUCAAGAAAAAAGAAUGCUGAUCCGCAGACCUCUUGGCAGUUCCAAGCAUUCUUGUGUUUCGUCCCUUUCUGCCAGUUGUUCAGCUGCCUCAGAGGUGGGAGCUGGCAAGGGAGGUGCGCACAUCCCGCUGUCGGACGAGAAAGGAGAUGGCGAGGCCGUGUCCAGAAGCCGGCGGCUGCUCCGGUACCUGCUCUCUCUCUCACGUGGCUCGAGCACCAGCAGCCUGCACAGGUUCCACGAGCUGGAGAGCUGCGCCGCUCACCUGCGUGCCGCCAAGUCCUCCAGUGGGCCGGCUGGGAGCACCGGCUUCUGCUCCGACGAAAUGGGAGACGACGACGUCUUUGAGGACAGCACGUCCACAAAACCGAAAAGCAGGGUCCUGCGGGCGCCCCUUUGCUCCACAGAAAAGGACAGCGACCUGGAUAGUUCUUCUCCCCUCUCUGAGAAAUGUCCCCCCAUGUCCCCUGUGUCCACAUCAGGGGAUGCCUGCAGGAUCUGUCACUGUGAGGGAGAUGACGAGAGCCCUCUGAUCACGCCCUGCCGCUGCACGGGGAGCCUCCACUUCGUGCACCGGACCUGCCUGCAGCAGUGGAUCAAGAGCUCGGACACGCGCUGCUGCGAGCUCUGCAAGUACGAGUUCGUCAUGGAGACCAAGCUGAAGCCCUUGAGAAAAUGGGAGAAGCUGCAGAUGACAGCCAACGAGCGCAGGAAGAUCAUGUGCUCAGUGACGUUCCAUGUCAUCGCCAUCACCUGCGUGGUCUGGUCCUUGUAUGUGCUCAUCGACCGCACCGCUGAGGAGAUCAAGCAGGGGCAGGCAACAGGAAUCCUAGAGUGGCCCUUUUGGACUAAAUUGGUGGUUGUGGCCGUCGGCUUCACCGGAGGACUUCUUUUUAUGUAUGUUCAGUGCAAAGUAUAUGUGCAAUUAUGGAAGAGACUCAAGGCUUAUAAUAGAGUGAUCUAUGUUCAGAAUUGUCCAGAAACAAGCAAAAAGAAUAUUUUCGAAAAAUCUGCACUAACAGAGCCCAACUUUGAAAAUAAAGAUGGACGUGGAGUCUCUCAUUCCGACACAAACUCUUGUUGCACAGAGCCUGAAGACACUGGAGCAGACAUCAUUCACGUUUGAUUGUCUGGAGGGAGUAGUUUUCCUGGACAUGUGUGAAGAGCUGAAGGAAAUUGUUUACUGCCAAUUGUGUACCUUUCUUAUGUCCUUUAAUAACAUAGACUGGGCAGGUGACUAUUUUUAGUGGCUUCUCUUUUUCUGAACCCUCCUUAGUGAAUCUCCUCGAAAGCCCUUCCAGGAGCCAGGCAUGGCUGGGUCCCCCCUCUGCCAGGCUGCUCUGUGGGAAGAGAAGGUGGAAGACCCCAUGAUGCCUUGAUGGGGAGACGGCUGAGUUGCCACCAUGAUCUUGAGCAGAACGAGAGAAUAAAAUGCCAAACCUGAGGGAAGAGCAGGAGCAAAACCAGCCCUGAUGUGCAGCUUCUUCCAGCUCGCAGCUUCCAGGCCCUGGAGUGGAGUGCUGGGAAAUGUCUAGCCCCGAGGAGGGGAUCCCCUCUGCACGGAGGAGAGCCCGUCUAGGCACAAACUCCUGCCCGCCCUCUUCUGAUGCUGCCGCCUUGGCGCUCUCAAGCAGGCAGUGCCUGGUGCUUUGUGUGUGGUGGCAUGUGAUUCACUGAGCAAACAGCACUUUACUGAAGAGAAUCUUUAUUUUGUGAUACGUGUGUCCAGUGGGAUUGACACUUAAAGAACAUCUCAUUUAGAGAUCUUCCCUUUGUUACCCUUGUUAUCUCUUUUACAUCAUAAUAGAUCUAAAACCCUUUUUGCCUUAUAUAUGCUAAGAAGUGUGACAUUCACUCUUGUGUCCAUAAGACAGACUUGUAACUUUAAAAUGGGACAGACAGAUCUGAGGCUUUUUCGUAACAGAUUUCAUGGGAAUUAAUGGAUGUUAAAUGGCAAUUAGAGCGUAAUUCCUAUGCUUUUGAGCUUGUUUUACGACAAGUCCUUAUUUCAUAAGCCUGCUCUGUACUUUUCUUUUUAGUCAACACUGAGAAAGAAGGGUUUUUGAGAUCUAAACAGAAGGAAAGGAAGUGAAUAAUUACAACAAAAAUGAAUAUUUAAAAAAUAUUCCUUUAUAGACAAAGCUCUCCAGUUGGUGCUGCCAUCUUGGUUGGGGCACGUGUACUGCAGGUGCUCCUAGGCGCUGGCCCACCGUGCAGUUCUGCUCGGGGGAAGGUUCUGUGGAGUCAGCACUGAGGGCCAAGAGGCAAGUGGACUGGCUCUAGGAUGAGGACCAGGUGUGAGCAGCAAACUGCCAGGGUCCCCAGCCACGUACCUGCCCAUCUGUUGCCUUAACUGGACUGAACAGACAGGAUCCUUUAGGGGCCCUUGGCCCCACUCUUGGUCCAUUCUGUCAUCAGGGAUUAUCUCCUGUACCAGUUUCAUAAAACAAACAAAACCAAAAUCACCACCAUCAAAUGGCCUUUAUCCCUUUAAAAAGUCUGCUUAACAUUCUGUUUUUAAAACCCAGUUCCAUAGUACCAGGCAAAUAUGGCCAACUCUGGGAAAGCAGGCCGGGAGGGCCUACCCACAGUGUGAGGAGGGCACAUGCUGUCUGUCCAGGUGACCUUCAUCCGGCUGGCAGAGGGCGGUGAGGUGUCCGGCGGUCCUGCACUCACUGUCUCUGAGCCUUAGGUGUCUUGUCCGUCGUCCUGUUAAAAGGAGCAAACACAAGGUAAUUUGUUUGCCUUUCAGAGUGGAAACCUGUGCUUCGUUUUGAGGUCCAGGAUGAGGCUGAAGGGUCUCUGAGCUCUGGGCGCAUUGGCAUCGCCAGUCCUGGGCUGUGGAGCUGCCCUGCCAUGGCCUUCUCUGGGCGGACAGGCGCUGUCCGGCCACAGCCGGCUCCUGAAAAUAGGUCAGGUCAGCCUGUCCUCUCUCCAGGCCACGUCCAGCCUGUGCCUGUGUUCACUGCGCCCCAAAGUGCAAUUACCCACACCCCUUCUCCUUCUGGGGACACCAGGCAGCCACAGACUGUCCACUCAGGGGAGCUGAAUCCCAGGUCAGCCCUGCCACUGCCUCUUAGGAACUCUGCCCAGGCAAGGCCCCUGGUUUUGUGCACCUGUCCCUGCCACCCUCCAACAGUGGAUGAGUGGUUGAAGACUGGGCUAGGUUUUAAGUGUGAAUCCCCCCACCCAUGGAAUCCCUUCUGCUGAAUUUGAAAAGCACCGAGACUUCCUGUAGAGAGGAAAGUGUGCUGUGGUAGGAAUAGCCGCUGGGCAGCCCACCCGGUGUGGCUGGCACCCCCUCGUGGCAGGGGUGCCUGUAGUGUCACUCCCAUGCCCAACCAGAUUCUCACGUGAAGCCGUCUCCCUUUUCAGAAGGCCUAACACCGUCUCGUCAUCUCUGGCCACUCUGUGGACAGUCCUCCCGCAUCCUCCUUUCCCCUCCUGGCGGGGCACGCAGCUGCCGCCUGGACGUCGCCUUGCUUGCAGGUUCUCCUUCAGCACCUCCGAUCCGUCCUGCCCUCGGGGACUGACUAGUAGCGGAGCGCCAAGCCUGGCAGGGGGUGCUCUGCUGCCAUCUAGUGGGGACACAGUAUCUGGCAGUAUUCCUUUCGUCUGGGUGAACUUGCCAAGUUCUUUUGGGGAGCAAUUUAUUCCCCACUUCUCCCCCACCCCUUAUUUUGCAUUUCGCUUUAGUGGUAGGAUGGCAUUUGGCUGAACCAUAUGGAAACCCAGGAUGAGGUUUCAGGGCCAGGAGGGCUGACGUUUGCGGGCCAGGGAAGGGGAAGCAGACAGGCAGUCUCCUGUGUGUCACCAGUCUCCAUGAGUACCACUUCCAGGUUUCUGACUUCAGCAGGAAAUGGAUUUUUGUGUCCCAAGACUAUUGUGAGACUCUCUCGGAAAGCCUAUAAAAGAUCUCUUUCUCCUCUGGGCUUCUAAUGUCUCUCCCUUUUUUGCUUCAAUCCCCCUUUUCAGUCAUACAGGCCUAGCUUCUGCCUGUUCGUGUGCCCUACCUGGCCACAGGUGUGCAGGCCCCCGGCAGCGGGGCCAGUUUGGGAGCCUCUGGUGGUGCCUGCGUGGCCUGCGGCUGCUUCUGCAGCCCCGGCGUGGCCUGCAGGGCUAGAGGGGGGCUGGGGCCAGCAGGGUGAGCUCCACGGCGCUGUGGACACGGCCGGAUGCAAAUACAUUUGAAAUACUUUCCCUUUUGAAUCUGGUUUGAAAUAUGCAGCUUCCGUCUCUAGCCCAAGGAAAGACCAAAACGUAGGGAAAUAAAAGCAUUUAUCUUUGUUUUGGAAGUAAUUGUUCAAGUCGCGCGCCUGAUCAGGCACAGUUAGAUGCAGUGUUCAUAGAAAGUUGAUUGUUAAUAAAAACCAAAUUUACACUGGCAUGUGUGGUGUAGUUUCUAAAAGGCACUUCACAUUUGCAAUGUUUCUUACCUUGGAGAAUUUCUAGUUAUUGAAUGUCUAGUUUUGUAUUCUUUUGUGUAUGUUCACUGUUUCUCAGUAUUACCACUUGAAUAAUUCUCUGUACAGGGGGUUGUUUGUGCUAUACACUGGGGUGUCUAACUGCAGCAAUAAAGCCUUUCUUUAAAAAA
Messenger RNA from Propithecus coquereli (Coquerel's sifaka), 5692 nucleotides. RefSeq names its product membrane-associated ring finger (C3HC4) 8, E3 ubiquitin protein ligase (gene MARCHF8). Gene Ontology annotation, molecular function: ubiquitin protein ligase activity; MHC protein binding; zinc ion binding. Gene Ontology annotation, cellular component: lysosome; cytoplasm; early endosome membrane. Lineage: Eukaryota; Metazoa; Chordata; Mammalia; Primates; Indriidae. The record is from RefSeq and is a predicted model, not a curated record. Gene Ontology annotation, biological process: immune response; antigen processing and presentation of peptide antigen via MHC class II; protein polyubiquitination. The transcript has 9 exons. Bases 506 to 2224 code for a protein of 572 amino acids.